AUGUUGAGUACAUUGAAUAGAAACGAUGCGCUGAGAUUUCAGGAAGAGAAACCUCUGAAACUGUCCCCUUUCCUUAUGGCCAUUACAAAAAUCGCCGAGGAAGAGGGAGAUUUUAUCAGUGAAAAAGUGUUGAAGGAACUCGAGCAAAUGGUGACACCAGACGCGUCUCUCCGUAGCGCUAUGCAAUACGCCUCUCUCACGGGACCGGGUUUCGAAAUAACAGAUGAAAGAGCGGAGACCAUCAAAACGGUGAUUACGGUAAUCAAAGGGUUGGCAGAAGCGGGAGGUUUUAUAUCCGAGAAGUUUGGAAAGUACCUUGGACCAAUUGGAACUGCAGCUGGUGUUGUGAAGGACAUCGUCGAGUUUUUCCAAGAUGAAAAACCGGAUCCGGUAAUGAAAGAAUUGGGAGAGUUGAAGAAUCAAUUGACGGCGCUCUCCGAUAAAAUGAGUGUCCACUUUAACGCAUUGGAAUCGUUUAUGGUUAAACAAGAGUUUUACAAGAAUUACACUGUUGCAAUGACUAGUAUGAUGAGUUUCAUGAUGGACACUACCGAUGGGUCCAAAGAGUCUGUGGACCUCUUCAAGAAGAUCUAUGAUGAAAGACGACCACAGACGCUGGUUUAUGAUAUGCUGGCUGAGUUGGAACUCGAUGAUCGAAACCCGCUGAAAUUGGCGAUGAAAGGAGAUAAUUUGCAAAGCAAGAACACUUUUAAAAAAUGGAAGGACAUUUUGGAGGGAGCUCUUUCUCAGGCUUUGUUCCUGGAAGUCUACGCGUCUGGUCUGUUUCCGGAAGUCGGCAACUACGGAACAACCAAGAUUCUUGAGAAGAUUGCUCGCUAUCAACAGCUUGUGGAAGAGUGGGAUUACCAUUUUUGGGGAGUUGAAAAGCUUGUGAAUGAUGUUCACGACGACCGGAAUCUGAAGACAAAAGACGAGAAGAUGGAAGUUCUUUGGAAAGGGAUCGAAUCCAUCCACACUCAAUUCAAAUUCUACGCUGUCGUUGUGCCGUCCGAGCAUAUAAUUAGAUGGUACAAACAUUUCGAAGCUCAAGCAAUUGUAUCUGAUCGCAAUGGAUUUACUAUCAUGGUCUACCGUCACACGGGAAAAAUGGUUCGAACGAUGUCAUGGCUCUACAAUUACAUUGGUGAGCAUCUUCACGAGGAAAGAUCGGACUUUAUGCAAUUCAACAACUGGCAGAGUGUUCGCAACCACUUUAGUGAUGACAACGUGGCAAAAAUAGGAAAAUACACAGGAACAUUUGUCUUCAUCAUUGCUCAGAGCAAAUCUUUAAUCGCUUUGAAGUAUUCUCGUUUUUUGGGCAACAAAGGCCCGGGAGUACACACAUUCGAUGCAACUCUAACAACUACUGGCGGCUUCACUAUUGAAACUUUCCCAGUGUUCAAAUUUCUUGGAUAUUAG
Molecule: messenger RNA, 1419 nt
Organism: Caenorhabditis remanei
Lineage: Eukaryota; Metazoa; Nematoda; Chromadorea; Rhabditida; Rhabditidae
Exons: 10
Coding region: 1-1419 (472 amino acids)
Source: RefSeq, a predicted model, not a curated record